UGCGCUAUGCCUGUCUUUGAAGGGCUUUUCCCAGAAGGCAAUGAUGAGGUGGUACAGUCGCUUUUGUACAGAUUCGUGCAAUGGCAUGCCCUUUCCAAACUCAGAAUGCAUUCAGAAACCACCUUGUCAGUUUUGGACAAGACCUUUAAGUGCCUCUCCUGUCAGUUGCGCAAUUUUCAUGACUUUACCUGCACUGCUUUCACCACCAUGGAACUACCUAAAGAAACAGCUGCUCCCCAAUGCAAAGCUGCUCACCAACACCCAGGUAUUGGGAAUCCAGACCCCCGCAGUGGUGGCCGAAAGGCCAAAAAAUUCAAUUUAAAUACUUACAAAUUUCAUGCCAUGGGGGAUUAUCUACAGACCAUCCAGCUUUUUGGGACAACAGAUUCCUUUACAUCACAGAUCGUA
Molecule: messenger RNA, 408 nt
Organism: Suillus subaureus
Lineage: Eukaryota; Fungi; Basidiomycota; Agaricomycetes; Boletales; Suillaceae
Exons: 1
Source: RefSeq, a predicted model, not a curated record